Molecule: messenger RNA, 1091 nt
Organism: Anopheles funestus (African malaria mosquito)
Lineage: Eukaryota; Metazoa; Arthropoda; Insecta; Diptera; Culicidae
Product: pyridoxine/pyridoxamine 5'-phosphate oxidase-like
Exons: 3
Coding region: 97-822 (241 amino acids)
Biological process (GO): pyridoxal 5'-phosphate biosynthetic process; pyridoxine biosynthetic process
Molecular function (GO): pyridoxamine phosphate oxidase activity; FMN binding
Source: RefSeq, a predicted model, not a curated record
GACGAGCUGUCACACAUCCAAACAAACAAACGUCAUUGUAUACGAAAAAAAACUCUUGAAAGCACAUAAACGUUUAUUCGUGUUUCUCGUUUCUCUAUGAGAAUAACGCUGUUAAGGAGAAUGUCGUUCGUAGAUCUUGCAUCACUCAGGAUUAAGUACAAAUCGGAGAAGGAGAUCUUUCUAGAAUCCAGCAUUGAGCGAAAGGAACCGAUAAGCCUAUUUCGCAAGUGGUUGCAAGAUGCCUGCGAGACUCCAGAGAUCAUCGAGCCGAACGCUAUGUGCUUAGCAACAGCAACAAAGGAUGCUGUACCGUCGGCUCGGUUCGUGCUGUUAAAAGAUGUUACUGAUGAUGGAUUUACAUUCUUCACCAACUACGAAAGCCGCAAAGCGGACGAACUGGCAGAAAAUCCCUCCGUCGCGCUGGCAUUCUACUGGCUACCAUUAAGACGCUCCGUACGAAUCGAAGGCAUGGCAGAGCGCAUAUCACGCGAGGCUUCGGAGACAUAUUUCCACCAACGUCCACGCGCGAGUCAAAUCGGGGCAUUGGCAAGCCCACAAAGCAAACCGAUACCGAACAGAGAGUUUCUAGACCGAAAAGAAAAAGCAAUCAAAGAAGAACUCGGACCGGACGGUGUAGUACCACUGCCAAACUGGGGUGGCUAUCUUGUCCGUCCGAAAACGAUUGAAUUUUGGCAAGGACAAACUAAUCGGCUACACGAUCGCAUCCGGUUCCGUAAAGAGCUUGGUAGGAAUGAAGCCGUCGAUGGUACAUUGCUUCAUCAGGGAGAAGAAGGUUGGGUGUACGAACGAUUAGCACCAUAAACGGACAGCCGAAUCCGUUGAUGCCGUAUCCGUCUUCCAUCUAGAUAACUAAUCCGAGUGUUGUAUCGAAUGGAAAAGUUUAAUUUACAUAUCGGAUGUGUAAAGUAAUGCACAACAAUUAAUGUUUGGUUUCCGGGUUAAUAUUAAACCGGACUUUCUUUUGUUAUAAGGAUUCUGUUGUUUGAUCAUGGGAGGAAACAAAUUUGUGUUUGACAUCGUUUAUUUAUAUUACAAUAAAAUUGUGGUAUGCAAACCUGGAAUGCACCAUA